UUUAUAUUCAUUGUUAACUAUUUUGGUAUCUGAAUUAGAUGGAAACUAAUCUAAAAUAUCUUAAAUACGCGCUCGUUAAUCGACAGAUAGAGCUAACCAAAUCUGGAAUUAUAUCUUUAUCCGAUAAUGGUGAAAGUAAACCCUCUAUGUAUCUCGACAAACAAAUGGUCUUUCCUGGAUCAUUAAUAAAAAUUAUUGGAACUUCUGAUGGUAAAGAAAGUGACGAAUGUAUUGUUCAAAUUUUAAACUUCAAUGCUGUUACAAAUAACCAAUUUUACGAAAUCAGGACGAGCUACUUGGUUAAAGUAGCAGAGGAAAUUUGGCCAUUUGUUAUUAGCAUUGACAGUCUUGAAAGUCGGUUACGUUUAGUUAACAAUAGCGAAGAAUGUCUUUGGUUGACUAACUUAAAAGUCAAUGACGUUGUGUGUGUGCGUGGAGAAUUGUUUAAAAAUGGAAACACGAAUUUUGAUUGUAUUAUACGUUACAUUGGUCCAGUGCAAGAACUCAAUUCCGUAGGAUAUUAUUUUGGAUUGGAAAUUUUGCAUCUCAAUAACGGGUACUCACCUCAAGCCAAGGAAAUUCAGUUCGCUACGAAGUACAUGCAGUGUGAACCUAACUUGGCAAUAUUUACCACUGCUAAUUGGAUAGCUCCUGUAUCAAGUGAAUCAAAACAUAAACUAUCCGCCAGACAAUUGAUCAACGAAACUAUUGAUCGUGUGUACACAUCCAUUGUGCCAUCAACAUUAAAUGGACAGCGAAGUGAUCACAAGUCCAAGAAACGACAGCCUACAGCUCAUUUUUAUGAUUCAUUGAUAGAAACAGACGUGAAUCGAAACACAGAUAAAUACGACUCCGAAUUCAUGAGUGAGUCUAUUAAAGAAAAUGAUUCAUCUAUAAACGGGAUAAAUAAAUAUAAUAAUAGUAAUAAAUUAUAUUUAAAUAACAUUCUGAUACCUAUGGGACGUAAAGGAUCAAGUCUAGUAAGUUGUCAGAAAAACGAGAAUAUUUUUGACACAAUGAAGAGAACCGAAUCAAAUAUUAAUGAAAGCGAUACUAAUGUUAUGACUAAUAGUGACAUUGAAGACGUUAGUAGAAAGGAGCAAAAUAUAAGCAUUGUUAGUAAUCGUCUGGAAAAAGAAAACGUCGAUUUGGCCGAUUUGCUCGGUACGAAUUGGCCGACAAAUGCCGGAGAAGCUGGUUUCAUUUUAAACAGAGCUAAAUUAGGUUCAAAACCAUGCGACAAUAAAUUGGAGACAUCUGCAUCUAGUUCUACCUUUGAAACUUUUGCCAAGAAUAGAAACAGAGUUUCCCAAGUACCUAGUUCAUCUAUAGAAGUCAACUGUAACACUG
Messenger RNA from Drosophila arizonae, 1350 nucleotides. RefSeq names its product ubiquitin carboxyl-terminal hydrolase CYLD (gene CYLD). The record is from RefSeq and is a predicted model, not a curated record. NCBI's taxonomy places the organism in Eukaryota, Metazoa, Arthropoda, Insecta, Diptera, Drosophilidae. Gene Ontology annotation, molecular function: cysteine-type deubiquitinase activity. Gene Ontology annotation, biological process: protein deubiquitination.